CCGUAUCUUAUUUAUUUUAUUUUAGUGUAUAUCUGAGGAGAACUGUAGAACUAAGGGUUAGGAGCGUCUAGCGAGAAGAGAGUUUCAAGGAGUCUGUCCAUCCCCCAGAUUACGAUUAGUUUAUUCGAUUUUAUGAUGCACUUCGAUUUAUUGGUUUCAGCUCGUAAUUUUCUCAUGGUCUCCUUUGGUGGCGAUCUAUACGAGAAUGAUUCAGCAAGCCCUUAUUACGCAUUGUUACGACUUAGAAGAAGGUCGCUAGCAGAUGAAUGGCAAUGAGCGCUGAGAGCUCCGAUAGCGAUUCAAUGGUGCAAGAACUUCGAAGUGAUCAUUCGAGCAGCUGUACUCCUUCCACAUCUGGUGCUUCCUCUCCUUGUCAUUCGGUUUCUCGUAGACGAAAAGACAAAAUGAGAAAACAGGCAUCUCGCAGCCGUUAUCUACUUGCUAUUGAAGACAGGAAUAGGCUGCGAAAACUAGCUGCUCGAAAAGUAAGGAUUGCAUCAAAUACGAUCUCAGCAACAACGUUUCUGCGUUGGAAGGAGAAGAUUGACCGUAAAUUUGAAAAACAGUUUGAGAAGAACCGAGGUAACCUCAAGAGGUUGCAGCAAGAGAACGAAAUGCUCCGUGCUCACCGACGGACUUUUAUCGAAGGCUGCAACGCUCUAAAAAGUUGUGCUGUGAUGCUGCAAAUGAGGUUGGAGCAACAAUUAGAUUCUUCUCCGGAGUUCGAUUAUUCUUCAUCACAUGACUUCUUCUUCCCACACAGUUGAGCAUCCGUCUUUUGUUUUGUGUCUCUCGAGGGUUGGUAACUGGUGAGGAUAAGCUGUCGAGGUAGUCUUGGUGGUUUGUGGUGGAAGAGUGAGUGUGAAUUUGCAAAAAAUUACCCUAAAGUCAAAAGUCAUCAAAAAUGCAAACGUGAUCUCCUUACACGCGGUAUAAAAAACUACAAAGCACUGAGUUAAAUCGUCAAUCGGUCUUUCAUGCUGCUGCCUUCUGCAUGUAAAUUUCUUGCUAUUUUCGGUACUUGAGUACAUAGUUCAUGCAUAGUUUUCCUCUUUGAAUAAAUCUUGUUUCAAA
This is a messenger RNA of Cylicocyclus nassatus, 1074 nucleotides long. Lineage: Eukaryota; Metazoa; Nematoda; Chromadorea; Rhabditida; Strongylidae. The record is from the annotation of a GenBank genome assembly.